AUGCGGCGGCAAAGGCUUGCCGAGGCCCUUGGGGAGCGAAAGCACGCGGCCCUUGGUGGGCGGAAACCCGCGUCCCAUGGGGCAAGCGGCAACGACAUUCAUGGCGGCGGUGGAGGACAGGGGGUCGGCCUGAGUGCCGGGACCGGGGCCAGAACCGAAACCGAGCCCCUCGCCCGCGGCGACGUCGAGGCCGACCUGAAAGACCUUCUCAACGCCCCCAUUGAGAUUAUUGGCAACAUGUUCAACUUCAAGGGACCACAAAAGGUCCUCACUGCCAUGCGUAUGAUCGUCGAGAUCUCUAUCUCUGACGGGGCCCAGUCCGGCCCCCUGCCCACCAAAUCCUAUCUGGAGCCUUGCUUCGUAGGCGAUGCCUUUGGCGUCUUUACCAAGGUCGGCGAUAAGAUCUACCCUGGCCCCCCUCUUCAAGCCACGGUGCCCGACCCAAGCUCUUCUGGAACGGGUUCUCCUGCAAGGGUCUCCCCUGAGACUGUCUCUCCUAAACCGGACUCUUCCAGAACGGGUCCGCCCAGGAUUGAGCUCAUCUACGACAACGUCACUCCUCAACGUGUGAUGAUCCAAGGCGAUACCGUCACCAAGCAGGACGGUGCCGACCUGACGAGACGCGUCAUCGACUGUCCGAGCCCCGGCCGGUUUGACCAGCACGAGCAGCGCCCCUGUGGUGACAGUGAGUGCCAGAAGAACCUCAACAUUCGCGUCGAGCCCGCCGAUAUCUUCAAUGCUCUCUCGUUUAUUACCGAGUUUGUAAGUUGCACUGUUGCAGAUAAGUGCAACGCUGCCGAGACCUGCGAUGGCGACAAAUGCAUCGUCUUCCAGCCCGAACGCAAGCCCGCUCCUGCUGUCCCCGUUGACCAGGCACGCCCCGUGCCGAAGAACUUGUUCGCCACCCUCAACUUGGAACUUGACGCGGAGGUCAAGGUUGCUGUCAUCCCUGACUCCGAGGGCCGCGGACCGGGUGAGCAGGGACUCCCGGCCUCUCCUGGAAACUCUGGCCCGCGGCCUCUCAGUGGCCAGACGGCGACAACCACGUCGCCCAUUGGCAGCUCGGUAUCGUCCACAACCAACGCUCAGACUCCGCCAAAGAGCGAUGUGAAGCCUCUAGGUUCGCAAGAAGUCGUGCCUAAACCUUCAGUCAUGCCCGGCGUCAUUAAAGAGCCGGCGACAACCACGUCGCCUACGGGCAGCUCGGUAUCGUCCACGACCAAGGCUCGGACUCGGCCACAGGGCGAUAUAAAGCCUCCAGUUUCUCAAGAAGUCGUUCCCACAGGCCUGAAAAAGCCGGCGGCAAACAAGUCGUCCACGGGCAGCUCGGUAUCGUCCACAAUCAAGGCUCAGACUACGGCAAAGAGCGAACUGAACGCUCUAGGUUCGCAAGAAGUCGUGCCCAAGCCUAUGACCGUGCCCGGCGGCAGUGGCGAUGCGGUGACCAGCAAGUCGUCGACGAGCAGCUCAACACCGCGCACGGUCCACACUCAGCCUCCGACCCUGGACAAUGACACCAAUACACCGCCUGGUGAUGAGGCGACUGUCGGCUGCGAUGCCGUGCCCCAAGCCCAACUUGACAAGAUGACUGUGGAUUUCAAGAAAAAUAAUCCAAACCUCACUGAUCAGGUACAGAACGUCUUGGACGAGAUGGGACUAGCCAAGUUGAAACUGAAGGAUAUGAAGCUGGACACGGAUGAGGCCAUCAAACACGCCGCCCUCGAAUUUUACCUGAACGUGGGUGAAUUGAUUGACGGGGGCGAGAGACGUGCAAAGCUCCUUGAAAUUCUGGGCUUGAAUGUUACGGGCCUUGCAAAUGUCGAACCAAAGGAUGUGGUCAAGGUCGUGGAAUUGGUCCCCAAGCUGCUCACCGACGAAAACAUGUGGCGACAUGUUACCCAGGCGCUGGGCUUGGAAAGCGCAAGCCCACGACGAACUGACUUAUCGGCAGCAGCCGAGAGAGCCCCGGAGAGGCCCAACAACGGGAGCAACUGGCAGGAAGUGGCCAAGACGCUGGGCAUCGAAGAUGUCAAGGUAGCACCAAAGGACAUAUUCAAGGCGGUCUCGGCAAUCGCAGAGCUUCUCACCAGUCCGGAAAAGAGGCAAAAGAUAGCCAUCCUGUUGAUCCAUGAAGAUGUGGACAUUCGCAGCUUGGACUUGAACGCCGACGACUUGGUUGCGGCGGUGCAAAACAUAUUGAGCAUUCUCUUGUGUAAGGGAAAGCUGCAGCUGCUCCUGGCCAAGGCCGACGUUAUCUCGACUCAACUCGCCUUCGGCCAAGGCUGGGCGGCGACGGUUGCCUUUGUCAUGAGUGACUGGAUGUCCAAAUUUGAGAGCGGGGACGGAAAGCAAAAUUUAGGAGAAGUCAUCGACUGGGAAGCCUUCUUUAAGACCGUGAGCGGGCUGCUAAACUGGUACAUCAAGUCCUAG
Messenger RNA from Hirsutella rhossiliensis, 2430 nucleotides. RefSeq lists its product as uncharacterized. The coding region runs from base 1 to 2430 and encodes 809 amino acids. The record is from RefSeq and is a predicted model, not a curated record. The transcript has a single exon. Lineage: Eukaryota; Fungi; Ascomycota; Sordariomycetes; Hypocreales; Ophiocordycipitaceae.